AUGUCAGCAGAAUUUAUUACGGCUCGUGCAGUUUCUCCAACCAGACAUCACCAUGGUGGGGAUGCAUCCAUAGAUCUAGAUGACAACAACCACCAUAAACCUCACCAUCAUCAUCAUCAUACUCUUUCUUCCAUCUCGACCAGCAGUUCCACUUCUUCAUCAUCAUCAUCGACGACUACUUCCACCUCACCUCUCAUUCCAUCAUCAUCAUCACUUCCAAUUCGUAAUAAUAAUAAUACGUUAGGAUCCUACACAUCCAAUGAACCACGAACAAUCCAUGGUGACCAUGAUCACAAUGACGACCACCUCGAUGAUGUUGAAGAAUAUUCAUCAUCUAUUCCUUCUCCUCCAUUAAAGAAUAUCAAUCGAUGCACUCGAUUAAAUUAUGACACCACCAUGAUACCUACCUAUAUUCAUCAAAUCGAGAAAUAUAUUCAAACAAUAUUGGAUCGAUACAUGUUUUUUGGAGUGACACCCACUCUCACCUAUUCCAUUGUACAACACACACAAAAGAACCAUCAUGCGCAGCGACAAAGUAAUGAAUAUUUAUUCAUUCUCGAACAAGAGAACUCAACAUUGGGUCAUGUUGCUUCUGGUCACACAGUUGGAACCACAACAACACUCUCUCCAUUCAAAUACUUGAAAAAUAAGAAAAAAAGAAAAUCCAAUCAAUACGAAAAUGUCUGUAUUGAAUUUACACUUUCUUUGAAUGGAUUUGUAUUUAGUGAGAGUCAUCCAUUUCAUUUGCAAUUAUUAGAUCAUUUUGCAGUAUUAUUUAAUCCUAAUGCGAGUUCGACUAGUUCCUCGUCACAUGAAAACAAUGAUUUGACACACAGUGGAAUGAAUGAUGAUGCUUCAUCCUCCUCAUCGAGUGGUGGUGGAAAUUCACAUGAAAAUUUACUGAACAAUGUUCACUCGAAUCAUCAUCAUCAUCAUUCACAGCAACAACAAGUGAACACAAGUUCACACUCUUCCAUUCAAUUAUUCAAAAGUAGUGGUGGUGAUGAUGACGAUUUAGAUGCAAGUGUAUUUGGUGAAUAUGGAAUGUAUCGAUUAGAUGUUGGUACUGCAUCUCAUCAUCAUUAUUUAUCUUCAUACUAUUCUUCAAAUCCUCUGAAUUCAUUGGAUUAUCAAUGUAUUUCUAAAUAUGUACAAAAAUGUAUGAUAUUACUGAACUUGCUCAAUAAUGCCCUCAUUGAUUUGGAAAUGAGUAGUAGUACGUUACAUGGUGGUGGUACAAGACAUCAUAGUACUACAGCUCUAAACUCUUCAACAAGUUCUGUAAACAAUCAUGGCACGACUAAUAGUAGUAUUGGACAUUCACCUCCACCUCAUCCAACUUCACAAUCCUUACCUGAUCAUCAUGGUACUGGCAGUAGUAGUAGUAGUAGUAAUACAUUUUCGCGCGCAACCACUACGAGUAGUCGAAAAUUUUCUCAAGAUUACAAAUUUACAGUGCGAAGAGCGGGUGUUCAUGUCUACAAGUGGAAUUUGAGAGAGAACAACAACACUCACACUCCUAUGGAACCACAACAUGAAGCCUCUUCUUCCUCUGCCACGAAUCGAUUAAGCUCGAAAUUAAUUGCCAUGCAUCAAUCUUCUCAACAACGAUCAUCACUGAAUCCACAACAAUCUCAACAACAACAGACAUCUCCUCGAUCUCUUAUUCUCUCUUAUCGUUCAUGCCUUUCUCCUUCUCGAAUCAUUCCAUUUUUGUUACGUCUGACUAAAACUCAUGUGAAAAGAUAUUUAAAAUACAAACAUGUUAUGAAUACUAGUUUUGGAUUGAGUACAAUCAAACAACCUUAUUAUGAUGAUUUAAAGAAUUGGAUAUUUGAACAUUUCAUAUUUUUUAAAUAUACUCAAUACUAUCCAUUUGUACUCUUUUGUGAUAUUUUAAGAUCUUAUAUGUUAGGAAAUAUCACGGCGAAAAAGAUUUGUAAAAUUAAAACCAAUGUCAAGGAAUUGAAAAAACAAGAAAUGAAACAAGAAAAACCGAAACGAAGUCGAAUGAUUACUUUUAGAAGAAAAACGCCACCAUCUUCUCAACCAUCUUCUCAACCAUCAUCCUUCUCUCAAACGAUUCGAUCAUCCAAUGCAUCGGAUCAGAAGAAUGAUGAAACAUCCACGUCCACGUCGAGAGAAUCUACAGAUGUUCGAACACCACAAGAAGAAUAUUCAAUCUUGUUGAAAAUUAUUGAAAUGGCUCAGAAAAAUUAUUUAAUCUACUCUGGAUCACUUUCACAAGAUCAAUUGGAUUGGAAAGAGAGUACAUUGGUGAGAAAUUGUAAUCAAUUAGUGCAUUUAUUAUGUAAAUUAGAUGGAAGUAUCUAUAGUGGAAAUUUGGCAGAAACGAGUGAGUAUGGCCAUACCAAUACUUUGACUACGACUGGUACGACUACGACUGGUACUACUGGUUCUACUGGUACUACUCAUAUGAAUAUUCAUCAUGAAUCUCCAUCCAAUGCAAAUAGUACGACCACAGCCAUGACCAGUUCUACUACUACGACUACUACACUCAUUGAACCCAUUGUACAAUCUUCAUUCAAUAUCUUUUUUGUAUUAUUUUUGAAACAAAUGGAUCUGAGCAUGCAUUCUCAUGAAAAUGAUCCUUUCACACAUCAACAAGAGGUAAUGACACCAAAAAUUCAAAAAAGAAUUAUUCAUUCAAAUGCUACUAUGAAUUCUAGUAGAAAUAAUACUACUCAUACUUCUAUUGAUACUACUAUUAAUACUACUACUAGUACCAAUACUACUACUUUGACGAAUAGUACUACUUUGACGACUAAGAAUAGUACUACUACUAUUACAAAUACUACUACUUCUAAUAAGAAUAGCAACACCAUGAAUGAAUAUGCUCGAAUGGAUGAAUAUCAUAUUCAAUCUCAAACACUUGAAAGAAAACACAUUGAAACACUCUUUCAAUAUGAACAUGAAAUGAUUUGUCGAUUCAUUGAUCACAAGUGCUAUUCUCAACAACAUUGGAGUCAACAAAUCUUUAGAGGAUUUACAUCAAAUUCCAUGAAAUUAUUUGAGAGAAAUGAACAUGUAUUAUUUGAUGCUAUUCGAAUUUGUAAUGUACCACUCAUCAAAAUGCUCAUUUCCAAAUUUGAACAAGUGUUUGGUUCAGAGAGAAUUAUGUAUUUCAUUAAUCAUGAAAAUGAUAAUUGUAUCACACCACUUCACUUGUUACACAUCUUGUAUGGUCGAGUGAUCAAAACGAAUGUACAUUGUCAAGAAAUUAUUUCCUAUUUGGAAAAGAAGGGAGCAAGAAGAAAUGAAUCAUUUGUCAUGGUCAUGAGACCAGUGAGUGGUGGUGGUGGUAGUGUUCAUGGUGUUCAUGGUAAUGGUAAUAGUAGUGGUAGUGGUGGUGUUAGUGAUGAUCAUCAUAGUAAUCAUGGACAAGAGUCAACUUUAAAGAAUCAUCAUGAUCAGCAGCAUGAUCAUCAUGCAACCUCAUCGUACUAUCGUGCAAGACAUACCACCACCACCACAGUAUUGCCCAGUCAUCAUCGAUGGAAUCGAGUACAACAACAACAUCAGCAACAUCAGCACCAACAACAUCAAGAUGGAUCAUUGAAUCAUGUUUCUUCAACCAUAAUGAAUAAUACUAGUAAUCAUCAUCCUCAUACUACCAACAGGCAUACGGAAGGAGGUAAAAUGUCUCAUUCCUACAAUACGAUCAUUUCGAAAAGUAACCUCAUCAUGACCACCACCAUACCAACAACCAUACCAACAACAACAACAAACAAUAACCACAGGACUGCCACUGCCACUUUGACUAGUCUCGAAGUUCCAACAAGAAUGAAAUUUCUUCUCUCUACUCUUGAAUCUCUCGAUAUGGAUAUUUGGAUUCACAUUCUCAGUUAUCGAGCAUUUUCAAUGAGAACGAUCAACUCGUUGUGUGCAGUUUCUACAGAAAUUUUAAAGAAUUUUAUUCAAUGUGAAAGUAUAUGGCAACGUGUGUGUUAUCAUUAUUUUACGAAACAUAAUGUGAAUUCAAGUUUAUUACCACAAUUAGGUAAAAUUGAAAGAAUGUUACAAGAUGAUCAUUUAUCAUGGAGAUAUAUUACUAAAUGUUGGACUCAACCAAGUUAUUUCAAAAUAUUUGCAUUAGAUCCUAAGAAUCGAAUGGAACAUGCACAAUUAUUAGAAAACAAUUCGUUUUUAAAGAAACCACAACGAGGAGAUCAUUCAACCAUCAAAUCCUCUCAUGCAUUGGAACCACAACAACAACAAGAACCACUCGGAGUUUCUGAACCAACUUCUUCUGACUUUCUAAGAGUAUCCACAUCAUCCACAACAAGCACCACGAGUAUACUCAGCGACUAUAAUAAUCAACAAUUAUUGUAUUAUUAUGAGAGAGAUUCGUUUCAAGUAGAAAUGCAUGAUUUUUACAUGUUAAUGGAUGUUAUGAAUCGAGAAGCAUCCAUUUCAAUACCUAAACAAGAAGUAAUGGAACAUUUUAGACAAAAAUAUGGAACAUCUAAAUUGGCCAAAACAGGUAUUCUUUCAAAUUAUAGUAUUUAUUGCAAGAGAUUGAAUGUAGAAAAUCUUUUCACUGCUUCUGCUGCUCUUUCAAAACUGACACUCUCUCAACAAAAAUGGAUUUUUAAUUUCAUUGAAUGCAUUCGAUAUUACUUUGAGAAGAAGAAGGAAUUUCUAAUCAAGACGGAUCGUGAAGAUAUGUUGUGCUAUGAAAUUACACUGACCAACAAUUUUGUAGAGGAAGAACAACAGAGAACGAAUGGAGUGGUUCUCUUGGUGUUUAAUACCGUGACGAAUUGGAUUGGCUGUUUUGAAUGUUAA
Naegleria lovaniensis is the source of this 4809-nucleotide messenger RNA. RefSeq lists its product as uncharacterized. Lineage: Eukaryota; Heterolobosea; Eutetramitea; Acrasida; Naegleriidae. The record is from RefSeq and is a predicted model, not a curated record. Bases 1 to 4809 code for a protein of 1602 amino acids. The transcript has a single exon.